Dicentrarchus labrax (European seabass) is the source of this 1100-nucleotide messenger RNA. RefSeq names its product telethonin. Gene Ontology annotation, cellular component: Z disc. NCBI's taxonomy places the organism in Eukaryota, Metazoa, Chordata, Actinopteri, Moronidae. The record is from RefSeq and is a predicted model, not a curated record. Bases 117 to 611 code for a protein of 164 amino acids. Gene Ontology annotation, molecular function: structural constituent of muscle; titin binding; titin Z domain binding. The transcript is spliced from 2 exons. Gene Ontology annotation, biological process: detection of muscle stretch; cardiac muscle contraction; cardiac myofibril assembly.
CACAUUGAUGAUGACAACAUGAACUGAUCGCUCGUUGUAUGUGUUUCCUGCAAGUUUUUCUGCUAUCUUUUUGUAUAGAAAAUUGCUGACAUUCACACUCCUGACACAAUCGCACCAUGCACUGUGUAAGCAGAGGAGGCUGCUACCUGGUGAACUCCUGCUGUGAGCUUCAGGAGGACAACCAGUGGAAGAAGGAGAGCUACCAAGCGUGUUGGCUGAGCCUGGUGCUUGAAACAAGACUACAGUACAAGCUGACACUGUCAGAGACAGACAGCAUUCACAGAGAGAGUUACAAGCAGCAACAGGUGGUCCACUUCAUGGUCCAGAGGAGUCCCAGCCAGACCCUGAGGCUGGGCAGCGACAGCAGAGCCAUGACAGAGCACCAUCUACCCCUCUUCAACGCCAGGAGGGACCUACAUCGUGCCACAACCACCUUUGGGUGCACAGAACAACAGCCAGUCAUACUAAGCAAGGGGAAUAAUGGAGUAGAUAAACAGGAAGUGACUGCCAUAAGUCAGGACCUCAGCAAGCCAGUCAGAGUGAAUUUCAGAGCCUCGAGCCUGAUGUCCUCACCGGGGGCGAUCUCUCAUCGGGUGCAGAGGAGGGAGUGAAGCAAAGGGGUGGAGGGUAUUUAACAAUGAGCUCAGAAAAUAUAACAUGUUAAUGUAAUUUACACGAUAUAUAAAUGUACUUCUAAAUUGUAUAAGCUAUCUAAACUGUGACAUUGGAGAAAAUAAUAGCACCUUAUGGUAUGCCUCAUGAGUAUUGUUUUUAUGUGUGACAAACCAGAUAUCUCAGCAACUUCAUGUGUUUAGUAUCAUCCAAACAAAAGAAAAAUAACUUGUAUUCUUCCUCUAAUAAAUAAAAUAAAAUGAUUAUCUUAAAAAUGUGUAACAAGGUUGAUUUGAUGAAUUUGUAAAUGAUAUGUUGCACUUAUUGCAAAUAUAAUGUAUAUACUGUACUGUGCUAUAGAUAUGGACACAUUCUGACACAGAUGCUUUACUGGUUGUGUUCAUUAUUGCAGGAAGAACUGACACAUUUGUCAUUGUCAGUGAUCUUUAUGCCUAAUAAAGCUUCAUAAAAUAGUGUCUGGAACCUCA